Botrytis cinerea B05.10 is the source of this 886-nucleotide messenger RNA. RefSeq lists its product as hypothetical. The record is from RefSeq and is a predicted model, not a curated record. Lineage: Eukaryota; Fungi; Ascomycota; Leotiomycetes; Helotiales; Sclerotiniaceae. The coding region runs from base 65 to 796 and encodes 243 amino acids. The transcript is spliced from 2 exons. Gene Ontology annotation, molecular function: lyase activity.
GGAAUUAACACUGGCUACUUAAAUAAAUCUAACUAUUGUUUUGGUCUUUAUAUUUUCCACAAACAUGCAUCUUCCACUCACUGACAUUGAUGCGUCUAAUCAACCAUCGGAAACAUAUCUAUGGAUUCAAGAUGGUCUUACGAUAGGCUCUGGCGUUUUGUGGAUGGUAGCGUAUGUUCUAUACAUACGCCGAUCUUCUAAAGAUCAGUCGUACGGCAUGCCGAUAUUGUCCCUUUGUGCAAACAUAGCUUGGGAGUUGAUAUAUGGCAUUAUUCAUCCACCUGGAAUGGCCGAAUUCAUUACGUUCCUUCCAUACUUCCUGAUCGACCUGCUCCUAGUCAAUGCGACUAUUAAGUUUGGGCCUCGGGAAUGGAGACAUGCUCCAAUUGUGCAGAAGAACUUGGGCAUGAUAGUUCUGGUAGGAAGCCUCAUGAUGCUGGGCGCACAGUGGACAUUCGCAGAGCUCUUCACAGACUUCACACAAGCAAGCUUCUGGAGUGGGUAUACGUGCCAGGUCAUCGUUAGUUGGAGUGCGAUUGCGCAGCUCGUGUCAAGAGAAAGUACCAGAGGACAUUCCAUUGCUAUAUGGUGGUGCCGUUUUUUGGGUACACUAUGUGCAACUGCGGUUUUCCACUGGCGUGCGUAUAACUACCCAGCCAACUACGGUUACGUGUACACUCCUCUUGCAAGAUUUUUGUUCAUAGCACCAGAGACUGCCGAGUUGGCGUAUCCAUUCAUAUUUUGGUACAUAGCGAAGUUAGAAAGUCGCAAUUCUCUGCACCCAAAGAAACAGUAAGAUCUACAAGUUGCAGAGAUAUGGAAGAUACAUGGAAAUGAGAAGAGAGCAAAUUCGACAUAUUGUAGGUAGUACAGUAAGAAUGGUAGA